AUGGGCUCCGUAUACCGCGAGCGGUUCGACGACUCCCGAACAUCAGUCUCGUCAAGCCGACGUGAUGGCGGGUACACAACGGUGAAGCGAUAUGUGGUGAAAGAAGAUGACAGUCGCUCCUCUGUGAGCCGGGACCGGCGGUUUGUCCCCGAACGUGCAGGUGAACGGGUCGAGGAGACCCGAAUCGUUCGCCGCGAGAUUGACGAACCCGUGCGCCGUGAAGAACCCCGCUACACAGAGCGUGAGUUGGUUAUCAAGCGCGAAAGAGAUGAGGAACCUCGGCGAGACUAUGCCUAUGACACAAGACGGGAGGAGCCUGUCGCAGAGCGGGAACUCGUCAUCAGACGCACCACUGAACGCGAGGACCCCCGUCGCGAUGAUUUCGAGGUGACUCGGUACGACGACCGCAAAGUCGUCGACACCCGCUUCCGGGACGACUACGAGGUGCUUUCGCCGCGUGGUUAUGACGACCGUGAUCUGCAACGAUACACCCGUACUACCGACUACUUCGCUCCCCCUCCCCCACAGACCAUCAUCAUUCGUCAAGAACCCAUCAUCAUUCGAGAGAGAGUGCGCGACGACGACUAUCAGAUCGUCCGCAAGUCGGACAUUGACGAAGAACGCAGCAUUGUCCGGCGAGACCCCCCACCUCGCUCGCCUCGUGGAGAAGAGGACUUUUUCUACGAGAAGAAAGUCAGAGAGCGCAUUGACGACCGACGCGACGAUGAUGACUACUAUGAACGCCGAAGCCGACGACGAUCCGUGAGUCCUCAUGACUCGGUGUCCCAACGAGGCCGCGACCGUGGCUACAGCAGUGAUGACAGCAUGGUUUAUGUCCGCAAAGAGGUCCGCGAGGAAAGCCCUAGUCCUGAGCGUAAACGGGGCCUCGCUGCCGGCGUCCUCGCUGGCGUUGGUGCUGCAGAACUUCUCCGAAAUCAUAACAAGAAGGAAGGUCGCGACGUCUCCCACGGUGUCGGCCGUGUCGGGCGUGAUAUUGGUGCUGGCGCUCUGGGCGCUCUUGCCGCCGAAGGCAUCCACCGUGCGAGGUCAAUGCACCGUAGUCGGAGCCGACACCGCUCUCGAUCUGGCUCCCGACAUCGCAGCAGGUCUCGGUCCUCAUCCCCAUCGAAGCUCAAGACCCUUGGAGCGGUCGGUCUCGGCGCUGCCGCCCUUGCGGCUGCCGCAACUAUUGCUUCCAAGCGCAUGAACAAGUCCAACGAUGACGGCGACCGGGGGCGUUCUCGCAGUCGAUCUCGCUCUCGACGCCGGAGGGAGUCUGUGUCAAGUCUCGAAAAUGAUCCUGAUGCGCCAUCUGACGAUGCGCGGAACCCCAAGCAUCGUAGAAACACCAUUGCAAAGGCUGGUGCGGGUGGCGCCAUCGUUGCAGCCUUGAUUGAACAUGCUAGGAGCAAGUCCAGGGCUCGAGAUGGCAAGGAGCGUUCCCGGAGCCGCAUCAGACAGGCACUUCCCGUUGUCGCUGCUGGGUUGGGUAGUGCCGCGGUCGCCGGGCUGUAUGAGAAACACAAAGCGAAGAAGGAAGCUGAAGAGAUCGCGGACGAGCGGCGUCGUACUCGCUCCAGGUCCAGAAGCAGGGCCAGGUCUGAGCAUGCGUACUACGACGGGCCACCCCAGGGUGCCGUCAAUGAUCCUGGGCUGAUCGAAUACGGAAAUGGACCAAUGUAUGGGAACAAUUUUGGCCCCGAUUACUAUGGGCGACCGCCGCCGCAAGAUGGAUACUAUUCGAAUGCUGUUGUGCCGGCUGCCGCCGGCGCUGCAGCCGGCUACGGGGCCCAACGCGGGACGAGAAGCAGAAGCCGGAGUUUGAGUCGUGAACGAGGUGGUCGACGAUCAUCCCGCAGCUCGAGUUCCUCGCCAGACCGGAGCAGACGCAGGCAUUCGCGGGACGCGGCAAAGAUGACAGCGGCUGCCGCAGCGGGAGCAAUCGGUGCCAGCGAGUAUGAAAAGAGGAAGCAAGAGAGACGUGAACGCCGCGCCAGAAAACGCCGAGAAGAGGAAGGAUAUGGCCGUGAUCCCUACGAGGAGAACUAUAACCCCGGUGCCCAAUAUGCUCCUACGCCGCCACCGCCUGCUCCCGUUAUCGAUCCUUAUGCUACUCAACAAGGGUUCUACCCUCAGACAAGCCAGUUCCCGCCGCCACCAGGAGCAGUACCUCAACAGUAUCCUCCGCAAGCGGGCCCCGGUGUAUCUCCAGCUGGGGCUGCCCCGUACCCUCCACAGAACUAUCCUCCCCCACCGCCUCCUCCUGGUGCUCCGCCGGCUCCUGCUCAACCAUACGACGCGUAUGCUUCUGGUGCGAACCCUUACGCACCACGUGGUCCUGAAAAUGUGAGUGCUGAGCCGAAUCCUAUAUUUGGCGAUCCUUUUGCACGUACUGUUCCCAGUAAUGACCAGACCCAUGUCCCAGAUGGUGUAAACCGUUCGGCGCCGGCUCCGGCUCCACCCUUCUCAAGUACACAGGCCCCUUCCUCCAACGACCCGACCAUCCCUCCGCCUCCGCCCCCCAACCCUCCGCGUCAGGAAACGUAUCCUCCGCCGACCGGACGAGCGUUCAAUUCGUCGAGACGCCGGAGGUUUCUGAUGCCGCAGCGGUCGAGUCUGAAGCGUCAAGUCCCGAACGUCACCGUCAUCGACACAAGUACUCACGCUCGCGUGGCUACGAAGCAGAGGACGACACAGACUCAACCCCAGACGAACAACGCCGAAGAAGCCGAGAACACUCCUCGCGAUCGUAUCCAGAUUCUGGCGAAAAUGGAGAUCGACGGCGGCAUCACCAUCGCCGGCGCUCCUAUGAACCAAGCUCAUCUCGAGGAGGCCCAGAACUCGAACGCGUAA
Molecule: messenger RNA, 2853 nt
Organism: Fonsecaea erecta
Lineage: Eukaryota; Fungi; Ascomycota; Eurotiomycetes; Chaetothyriales; Herpotrichiellaceae
Exons: 4
Coding region: 1-2853 (950 amino acids)
Source: RefSeq, a predicted model, not a curated record